GCUCGUUGAAAUCUAUCAAUUACAAUGUUUCCAUAAGAGACUCUUCAUUUAUUGAUUUCUUGACGACUCGCCAUUCCAAAUCCUUCAAGCUUAAUUUAAUUCAUUUGGUUUAACAUCAACCUCAAUGAAGGGUUAGUCGUGAUUGAAUAGUACCUAGGUAGGAAAAGGGCAUAAUGCGAGUGUCACUUCUCGCGAUAGUGAUGGGCCUUCUGUAUGGAAUUAUAGAAGCCUCCCCAGCUCGUAGAGCAGGUAACGAUCAUUCCUCAACUGACUCUCCUACUUCCACCGCAAUAGAUGCCUCUGCCACAAACAAAGCAACUCCAGCGGCAAGAACUACAACCUCGAUUACAGAUGACGGAUUGAACCCAUGGGUCACCGUCGAUGCCAGCGGACAUGCGUCAACAGUUACGCCCAUUCUUACGACGAUCAAUAGUAAAGUCACUACAAGUGAUGCUGCUCCAGCACAAUCGACUGCUACCAGUGCCUCCCCUCUCUCUGAAGCGUCAACGACAUCUACAUCUAGUGAAGCGGUACCUACACCGACAGGUGGUGGAGCCUUUGACAUCUGCCACAAUCUCAAAGGAAAGUUUGCACCGUUUUGUAAGCCAGACAAUGGGUCUAGUGUAUAUGUCGACGAGAUAUAUUAUGUUACUUGGGAUGCUCGGUACUUCGCUGGGUCGAAUGUUUCUGUUUUUAUACAGGCAAACUAUGUAAAUGCUUCAGGGGGAGGGGUACAAGCUUUUCAAUCAGUGCCCACAAGUAAUAAUCUUGGUUUCAUUGCUUGGACGAUAGAUAAGAGCUGGUUAAAGGGCAUGAAGUUCAACAACGUAACUUUAUUUGUCACACCCACCCAGAAAACGGAUAUUGUUUCCGUACAAGGACCAACAAUUAUGGUGACUACUUCUCCUGCGCCUGAGCCAUAUCGUCAAUCUCCAAGCAAAGCUCCCCAUGGCGCUUCUCUCUAUAUUGCCCUUCCAACAGUCCUCGCGUUUAUUGUACUAGUAAUUGGGGGAACGUGGUAUUGCAAUCGAAAGCAUCGCACCAUUGGGAUGGGUAGUGUGAUGGGUCGACGCCAGGGAUAUGGAACUGGUUCAAGAAGACAAAGAAUGGGAUUAGGAAAGAAGAAAGAUCGAGCAAUCAUGUUGAGAAACCAAGAGUUAACAGCCAAUGGCCAGUAUAGGGAUAUUCCAGCAUCAAGAGUAGAUGAUCCAACGAUGCAUUAUCGCGAUGAAACGGGUUGGGAUAAUGAUGAGAAUUUCAAAGAUGAGACCAGAAUAUAAGCUGGAUCAAGACUCUGAUAUUCAGAAUAAACCCCAGGUGUGUAUGAUUAUGGAAACAGUCGUGGGAUAUGGACGUAAAAAACGAUGAUGGCAUAGAAUUUCACAGUUGUUGGCUCUGAAAAGUUCGGCUUUAGAGUUGUUGAUAAACUAGUAUAAUAUUAAUAAUUUUUAGCUUCA
Molecule: messenger RNA, 1457 nt
Organism: Botrytis sinoallii
Lineage: Eukaryota; Fungi; Ascomycota; Leotiomycetes; Helotiales; Sclerotiniaceae
Exons: 3
Coding region: 174-1280 (368 amino acids)
Source: RefSeq, a predicted model, not a curated record